Fusarium sp. VM40 is the source of this 966-nucleotide messenger RNA. Lineage: Eukaryota; Fungi; Ascomycota; Sordariomycetes; Hypocreales; Nectriaceae. The record is from the annotation of a GenBank genome assembly.
AUGGCUCUCAACGACGCAAUCCAAGCAGUUCUUGUUUAUCAUAACAUUGACCGUGCCAAAGACCGGAAAGCCGAGCUCUGGGCAUACAACACUGUCAAGACAAAACUCGUGCUACGAGAUGUUGUUCCAAGCGUUCCCCUUGCCACGUUUAUUGUCUACUGGCCUCACUACAAGCGAUUUCACGAAGUACAAAAGAUGUCGCGGUACAUGCACCCAUUCCGCUUCGCUCAUUCCAACUAUGCCCUAGACUGCAAGGUGUUUGGCUCCCGUGCCGAGAUAGACUCCUCUCACAUUGAUUCGAAGCGAGUAUUUGAGCUUGUCGACAACCUCAAAUCUCUGGAGCCUGACAUUCCUGCCAAUCACUUCAUCCCUGUUCUGCCACAUUCGAUGCCCGGCUCCAAGCUGAUCUGGCCAAAGGGAACAGGAGCAGCUCAAAAGGAAACAACUGCGUUGGCUGGUCUCCUUCUUCUCAACGACAUCAACCUUUUAAUGCAGCUUAUUGCGAUGCCUGCAUGUUUCGCCAAUACGAUUGUCAGAUCCCUCGUUUCCGAUUACAUCUACGCCCCCUCUAUCCCGACUCAAAACUUCUGGAAGCCCGAUGUGAAACCAGACUUGGUGUCUAUCUCCGGGGAGGAAAUCUUAGUUGGUCCGUUCUUCCAGAACAUUUCACCCUCCACGACCCGUCAAGACCUAGACCACUCUCACGACCCCGGGCGAUUCAACCGCCGGAUAGUUCAGCGCUCGCGUAUGUACCUCAACAUAGCAAAAGCCCUCAAAAUUCCUAUCGAGAAAAUCAUCGUGGAUCCAAAGUCUGGUUUGAUUACAUGGGAUGGAAUGCCGAGCGAAGCUGUUAUCGCUGCUGAACAGGGGAUGCCCUCUGUUGUGAAGCGGGCUGUUGGGAUGCCCCAAGACUUGAACAAGAUUGUUGCAGCCCCUGCGCCUACUCAAGCUUUCAAUAAUUCUUAG